GAUCUCAUUUUUGAUUCCUGCAGUUCACACGCAACAAUAUUCGAGUCUCAGCCUAGCUUUAUCGUCUUCGAUAUCUGCAUUUCUCCCAUUGUCGAGCGAAAACAUGAUUGCUUUGAAGUGACGGUUCUCGACGGAUUGCGAUCAAGUGUCGAUAAGCAUUAUGGAGAAGGGCAGUGCGCAUUCUUCCGACAUGUCUGCUGGCUGGGAACGUGUCUCGGAUAAUUCGCAGUCCGGCGAGAGCAUGUCCUCCAAUGACCAGCCAUGGUGGAAGGAACAGGAAGAAAUAGUUAUAUCCGGAGUUUCCGGAAGAUUCCCGCGAUGUGAGAACGUGAAUGAAUUUGGAGAUCUGUUACUUCAAGGAGAAGAUCUCAUCACAGAAGACGAUCUCAGGUGGCCACCUGGUUUCUACGAUCUGCCAAAACGACAUGGCAAGCUCAAGGAUCUCAAGAAGUUCGAUGCGCAGUUCUUCUCCGUGACUCCGAAGCAAGCAAACUUCAUGGACCCUCAAGUCCGCAUCCUUCUUGAGGUGGCCUGGGAAGCGAUGGUCGACGCAGGAAUCAAUCCAAUAGACUUACGUGGGUCGCGCACUGGAGUGUUCGUUGGAUGCUCCGCUUCGGAAACUUCCGGUGCUCUCACCCAAGAUCCGGAGACGGUUACCGGCUACACUCUGACCGGAUGCGUUCGAUCGAUGUUCUCGAACCGUAUCUCAUACACAUUCGAUCUACAAGGACCGUCAUUCUCGGUCGAUACAGCCUGUUCUAGUUCCUUGCUGGCUCUUCAGCUAGCUGUUGAUGCUAUUCGUCAAAAGCAGUGCGAUGCUGCCAUCGUGGCUGGGGCUCACCUGACCCUUACUCCAACUGCAGCUUUGCAAUUUCUCCGUCUGGGAAUGCUCACCGAGAAAGGCAGCUGUCGUUCCUUCGACGAUUCUGGAGAUGGGUACUGUCGUACCGAAGGAGUAGCCGCCAUAUUCAUCCAGAGGAAAUCGAAGGCUAACCGCAUCUACGCCACCGUGCUCCAUGCCAAAUCUAACACUGACGGGUACAAGGAACAGGGCAUUACAUUCCCAUCCGGCGAACGUCAGGCUCAGUUGCUUGAGGAAGUUUACAAUGAAGCUGGAGUUGAUCCCAACAGCGUUUACUACGUGGAAACCCACGGAACAGGAACCAAAGUUGGAGAUCCUCAGGAAGCUAACGCUAUUUGCCAAGUUUUCUGCUCAAACCGCAAGGAGCCACUUCUCAUUGGAUCCGUCAAAUCUAACAUGGGCCAUGCAGAACCUGCAUCCGGUCUCUGCUCCAUUGCGAAGGUUCUUGUCGCAAUUGAACGUAAAUUAAUUCCACCAAAUCUUCACUUUAACACACCCAACCAGUAUAUUCCUGGUCUUACUGAUGGUCGAUUGAAAGUAGUAACUGAACCUACUCCUCUUCCUGGAGGUGUCAUCGGUAUCAACUCCUUUGGAUUUGGAGGCUCUAAUACUCACGUCAUCCUCAAGGCGCCUGAUCAUUCUGCUCCUCCUCUGAGUGAAGUACCAUUUACAAAAAUCCUCACAUAUUGCGGUAGAACCCAAGAUGCCGUGCAGUACGUCUUUAGCGUUGUGGAGAAUAAUGUCAAUGACGGUUACUUGCAAGCCCUUCUUGCAAACCAAGCCAACUUACCAGCGAAAGAUACGCCGUUCAGAGGCUAUAUGCUGAUAAAUCGUGGAGGUGACCAGCCACCCCUUAAGGAUGUACAGAAGGUAUCAAUCACUGAACCACGUCCAAUCUAUUUCAUCUACUCGGGUAUGGGAUCGCAAUGGCCUGGAAUGGCUCAAAAUCUCAUGAUGAUUCCUGUGUUUGACGAAUCAUUGCGUGCUUCGAGCAAAACGUUGGAAGAAUUUGGAUUAGAUGUGUAUGGCAUGCUUUGCAACUCUGAUCCAUCCCAGUAUCAGAAUAACACUUUAAAUUGUAUGCUUGCUAUCACCGCUAUACAGAUAGCUUUGACAGACCUACUGUUCUCACUCGGAGUGACUCCUGAUGGUAUCAUCGGUCAUUCUACUGGCGAAAUGGGUUGCGGAUACGCUGAUGGAGGCAUUACACGUGAGCAGACCAUGCGCCUCGCAUAUCAUCGCGGUACCACGAUGAUGAAGCACAAAGAGAUUAAAGGAGGAAUGGCAGCCGUUGGUCUUACCUGGGAAGAAGCUGCAGCACAAUGUCCUGAAGGAGUCGUACCAGCGUGCCAUAAUGGAGCGGAUUCCGUCACUAUUUCUGGAGAUGGCGAGAAAGUACUGAAGCUUUGUGAACAGUUGAAGGAAAAGGGCAUUUUUGCCAAGUCCGUCGACUCCUCUGGAAUACCGUUCCACUCUCCAAUGAUGGCACGAGUUAAGGAGCCUAUGCUCCAGGCGAUGCGUACGGCUGUACCUGAACCAAAGCCUAGAUCAUCCCGCUGGAUUUCUACCUCCAUUCCCGAGAAGGACUGGGAAAGCGAGCUGGCAAGUACAUGCUCUGCCGACUACCAUGUGAACAAUGCCAUCUCUCCGGUUCUGUUCUAUGAAGCACUGCAGAAGAUACCUCCAAGUGCUGUGACAAUCGAAUUGGCACCCCAUUCCCUGAUGCAAGCCAUUCUGCGUCGAUCUCUACAGAAAACUGUUAGCAACAUAGGUUUGAUGAAUAAGCCUAAGACUGAGAAUGAGAACGAGCUGGAGACGUUCCUGCAGUCACUCGGUAAAAUCUACCAAGCUGGAGUGAAUAUUCGCGUCGAGGAUCUAUAUCCUGGUGGACGAUUCAAGGGUGUAGUGCCAAGAGGAACACCUAUGAUUGGUCCGAUGUGGAAGUGGGACCAUUCUCAGGACUGGCCCGUCAUCGAUGGUCGUCACAUGGCAGCUGCUGGAGGUGGCGGACUUGCCGUAUCCGCUUCUUAUCAUAUUGAUCCAUUCUCGGCAGAUUCUAAAGAAUCGUAUCUUCUUGAUCAUUGCAUCGACGGUCGCGUGUUGUAUCCGUUCACUGGUUAUCUGGUGCUAGCGUGGAAGACCUUGGCCAAACUCAAUGGAGUCGACUUCCAGAAAACAGCUGUAGUCUUCGAAAACAUCAAUGUCUACUCCGCCACCAUUCUGACAAAACCGAUUAAGCUCGAUUGCGUUGUAACACCUGGAAAUGGCAUGUUUGAAAUCCUCUCUGAAGAGCAGGUGGCUGCGUCUGGUAGGAUAUACAUCCCCGAGGAGAACCAGCCGUUCUACUAUGGCAAGCUGAGCGACAUCCGUACUUCCGAGAUUGCAGACAGGAUCGAGCUCGAUACUGAGGACGCUUACAAGGAGUUCCUUCUGCGAGGUUACGAAUACGGACAAGCCUUCCGUGGCAUCUACAAAACAUGCAAUUCCGGCGAGCGUGGAUAUCUGUAUUGGACAGGCAAUUGGGUGACUUUCCUGGACUCACUUCUCCAGACGGCUCUGCUAGCGGAGCGUGCCGACACUCUUCGUCUUCCGACUCGAGUACGCCAUCUUCGCAUCGACCCUGUAAAGCAUCUGGAGCAUCUCAUCGAAAAGGACGGUAUCCAGGUGUUCGAACUGCGUAAUGACCAUGCAACAAAUGGUUGCAUCGCUGGAGGAGUUGAAUGCUGUGAUCUGACAGCUCACACUGUUUCCAGACGUCUGCAGACUUCUGGACAGCUGUACCAUGAGCGCAUCUACUUCGUGCCACAUUACGAUGACCAGUGCAUGAAGGAUGUUCCCAAGGAUAAGGAGUUCCUCAUCCAAUACUCAACUGCGCUGAAAUAUGUUGUCGCCCGUGGUCUCGCACAAUGGGACAAGGCAGGCAUCUUGAAGAAGAUGACCAACGGUGCCCUGCUGAAAGUUGCACUCGAUGCUCUGAAACCUUAUGGAGGAAAUGAAAUCACGGAAACCACGCUCCAAACAUUCAUGGAUGACAGCAGAUGCCCAAUACUGCAUGCUUUCCAUGAGAUCUUCAACCUGAACUUCACCGACGACAUGAUCGCCUCGGACUUCGAGGAGCUGGUGGUGAACAAGCUGAAGCCGCUCAAAGCUGUGUUCGACUGCGAUCGCCUCUGGGCAGCUGCACUGCUCGAAGACCGCGUUAUCAAGACCAUACAGGACAUCUGCAUCGAGAACUCUGCUGGACACAAUGCCAAGAUGUGUGCCGUUGAGCUGAACUCCUUUGAGCAGCUUAAACAAUGCGUCGAGUCGAACUUGUCUCAUCCACUUUUGGAGAUCGAACAUCUUGCCGUUGGCCCAAAUGUUGACCAGUUGGACGAUAACUCACUUGAGCAAGUUGGAGCUCGUAAAGUGCGCCUGACUAUCGAUGAUAACUUCACCGGACAUAACGAUGCCAAAAAUAACGACUACCUCCUUGUUGACAAAGUUUUGUGCAGGAAAGAGAAUCCGGCUGCUUACUUGCAUUCGUUGAAACAUCUUCUGCGUGAUGACGGUUUCAUAAUUGUUGUGGAGGUCACAUCUGACUACGAGCUGGCUUUCGUAAUCCAAGGCUUGUUUGGCCAGGAAGUGUCUGUCACGAAAGAGCGACAGUUUGGCACCUACUUCUCGCACGAGGAGCUGUUGAAACUGUUCAACGAAACUGGCUUCAAGCUGUGCAACUACCAGCGUGACCCGUCGCUGAUGACAACAUCGUACAUCAUUCGCAAAACGCCUUCUGUUCCACGAGAUCCUGUUUUCAUCGACGUUGACGACGUCAAAGAGUUCACCUGGAUCGAGCCAUUGCAGAAGGUCAUUGAAGAGCGUCUCAAUGAACCAGACAGCAAGACAAUUUGGCUCAUGAACACAAAGGUGCGCAAUAAUGGUGUGAUCGGACUGGCUCUCUGUUUCGUGGAGGAAAAUCUGAAAUCGAACCGAUUCCGUUCAAUUGUCGACAUAUCUUUGAAUAGGAAGCGACGUGAAGGACCGGCAGAAAUUAAGCUUGGUGAUCCGAAGAUACAGAAAUUGAUAGACCUUGACCUGCAUGCUAACAAUUACAAGGACGGUGUAUGGGGCUCGUUGCGGCAUUUCGUCGUUAAAGAUGAAGAUGCACACACUUUCAAAGAUUGCCAGCACGCUUUCAUCAAUACGCUGACACGCGGAGAUGUAUCUUCUCUAACCUGGUUCGAAUCACCUAACCAGUAUUUCGAUGUGAUUGAGGGCAAGAGAAGCACGCAUGAACUUUGCUCUGUUUACUAUGCUCCGAUCAACUUCCGCGACGUCAUGUUGGCGUACGGUCGUCUGCCACCUGAUGCUAUCCCCGGAAACUUCGCGGACCGAGAAUGUCUUCUUGGGAUGGAGUUCGCUGGAAAGCUCAAGGAUGGCACGCGUCUUAUGGGUAUCCUUCCCGCCCAGGCUCUGGCUACGACUGUCAUCGUCGAUCGUGACUACGCCUGGGAAGUGCCGGAGCAGUGGACCUUGGCUGAAGCAUCCACCGUGCCUGUUGUGUACACGACUGCCUAUUAUGCCCUUGUGUGUCGUGGACGCAUCAAGAAGGGUGAGAAAGUGCUAAUCCAUGGAGGAGCUGGAGGUGUGGGACAGGCUGCCAUCGCAAUCGCACUCGCAAAAGGUUGUGAGGUCUUCACAACAGUUGGCUCGCAGGACAAGCGUGCAUACCUGAAGAAGAAGUUCCCUCAAUUGCAAGAGCAUCAUUUCGCCAAUUCGCGGUCCGCUGAUUUCGAGCUUCACAUUCGCCAGUACACCAAGGGACGAGGUGUAAACAUUGUCCUGAACUCACUUGCGCAUGAGAUGUUACAAGCAUCGCUGCGAUGUCUGGCUCGGCAUGGAAGAUUCUUGGAGAUUGGAAAAGUUGAUCUAGCGCAGAACUCCUCACUUGGAAUGUCGAAACUGCUCGAUAAUGUCUCCAUCCAUGGCAUUCUUCUUGACUCGAUUAUGGAUCCUACUGUUGGAGAUAUCGAAGAAUGGAAAGAAGUGGCUCGUUUGCUAGAAGAGGGCAUCAAGAACGGAGUCGUACAACCGUUACCAGCUUCACUGUUCCCAUCUGACAAGGCAGAAGAUGCUUUUAGAUUCAUGUCCGCUGGACGACACAUCGGAAAAGUUGUGAUGGAAAUCCGAAAAGAAGAAGCAGAUCGUUCUGCUCCGCCAUCGCCAAUCUCAGUCCGCGCCAUCUGCCGCACUCUUUGUCAUCCUCAGCACGUCUACCUCAUUACCGGCGGUCUUGGUGGAUUUGGACUUGAGCUUGCCCAAUGGCUCAUCAAUCGUGGAGCAAGAAAACUUGUUCUCACCUCUCGAACUGGUAUUCGCACUGGAUAUCAAGCACGAUGUGUGCAUUUCUGGCGAAGAACUGGCAUAUCGGUGUUGAUCUCUACGCUAAACAUCGCCAAGCGGUCAGAUGCAGAUGAACUGAUACGUCAGUGCUUGACCAUGGGUCGACUAGGAGGAGUUUUUCACCUUGCUAUGGUCCUUCGUGAUUGUCUGUUCGAAAACCAAAACGUCCAAAACUUCAAAGACGCAGCGGAAGCGAAGUACUACGGAACGAUCAAUCUUGAUUACGCCACACGCGACCACUGUGACGAAGCCUUGCGAUGGUUCGUCGUGUUCUCGUCCAUCACCUCCGGUCGUGGAAAUGCCGGCCAGACCAACUACGGUUGGUCCAACUCCACUAUGGAGCGUAUGAUAGAGCAACGCCGUGAAGAUGGCUACCCUGGAAUCGCUAUCCAGUGGGGAGCGAUCGGAGAUGUGGGAGUUAUCCUAGAAAACAUGGGAGACAACAAUACUGUCGUCGGUGGCACCCUUCCACAGAGAAUGCCGUCUUGCCUCGCGUCAUUGGACAUGUUCCUGUCUUGGAAUCAUCCUAUCGUUUCAUCCUACAUUAAGGCAGACAUGGGACAAAAGAAAGCAGCGGGUGGUGGCAAUCUUCUUCAGACCAUCGCGCACAUCCUUGGCGUGAACGAUGUGUCCCAGCUGAAUCCCGACGCGAAUCUGGGAGAUCUCGGACUCGACUCGCUGAUGGGAGUUGAGAUUAAGCAAGCGCUUGAGAGGGAUUACGAUAUCGUGCUGUCAAUGAAGGACAUCCGCACGCUUACCCUGAACAAAUUGCAAACAUUAGCCGAAAGUGGAGGACAGGGCGAUACAGCUCUUCAACCGACUGAACUCGAUAUGAAACUUGAAACUGAACGUGAUGCCGAGCAAAACACUGUAGAAAUGUUGGAGAAACAGAUGAACCAACUGUUCAAGAUGAGAGUAGAUGUUAAUGAUCUCGAUCCUCAGGAUAUAGUUGUGAAAUGUAACAAGAUCGAAGAAGGUCCUGUCACGUUCUUCGUGCAUUCCAUUGAGGGCAUCGCUACCCCUCUGAAACGUGUCAUGACCAAAUGCAACUUCCCCGUUUAUUGUUUCCAAUCUACCAAAGAUGUCCCGCAAGAUUCUAUUGAAAGCGUAGCAGGAUGCUAUAUUAGAGAAAUGAAGAAAAUUCAACCAAAAGGCCCAUACCGACUCGUAGGAUACUCCUACGGAGCAUGUAUCGGAUUCGAGAUGGCCACUAUGCUACAAGAAUCCGACGGCCCGUCUGCUGUAGAACGGCUAAUCCUCCUCGACGGAUCUCAUUUGUACAUGCAAACGUAUAGGAAUGUAUACCGAAUGGCUUUUGGAGUCACAGGAGACACUCUCGUGAACAACCCACUAUUUGAGUCAGAAAUCAUGUGCGCUAUGACUCUUCGGUUUGCAAACGUUGACUACAAGAAGUUCCGUGUUGAGCUGUUGCAACAGCCUGGAUUCAAGGCCCGGAUACAGAAGGUUGUCGACACUGUGAUGACAACUGGUUUGUUCAAAUCGCCGGAAACUAUCGCCUUCGCGUGCGAGGCCAUGCGGUCCAAGUUCUUGAUGGCUGACAAAUACAAGCCUGAGCGCAAGUUCGCCGGCCUGAUCACCCUGGUGCGAGCGGAGCAGGGUGCCGCGCGCGAGGAGGACGUCGGCCACGACUACGGUAUCUCGCAGGUGUCGGACGACUCGAAGGUGUUCGUGGUCGAGGGCGACCACGACACGUUCGUGCAGGGCAAGAGUUCGGCGAAGACGGUAGCGAUCAUCAACGAACUCAUCAAGGAUACGUACAAAUGCUAGACCUCGACGUGUGAUAUAGUGUAUGCAUGUGUGUGUUUGUGUGUGUUGAGUGAUGUCACCCGUCUUCCAUUUCUUGCUCAGCCCAAUCGCCCGCACGGGUGAACUGAUAGUUUUAGUUAGGUUUUCAACUCAAAUCGAUUCUCCCCAAGAGUUUUUCGGAGUGCGAAAGUGUAUCGCGCAUAAUGGAAUUCUAUCUGAUGCACAAUUCCAUGCGUCUCCCGGUCGAAGACGUUUUUCGCUAAAAUCUGGACUAUAAGGACACGGAGCAAAGCGCUGCGGAGGUCAUGGGAUCGUGCUUGUACAAUUCAUCAAACAUUAUAUUGAGAGCUUUCUUUCUGACGAUUGGCUUCAUAUACUCUAUUUUUCGCCAUAUUAUUCAAUGAUUAUAGUUUUGUUAUUGUUCAUUACAAAUGUUUAUCUGUCAUACUUUGAAAUAAUAAUUUGCAUAGUCUUUUACGGUGUCUAACUGUAUUGAGAGUUCUUUACUAGGGAUUGAUUUGAACGAAGAGAAACUUUCGUUUCACCUUUAUUCAAUAAAUCUCAUAUGAUUGUUGUCUUCUGUAUAAAUCACAUGAUAAGCACUUGUCUAUUCUGCAAAGUAUCGUACCUGAGGCUAAAAUUUACCUUGUACUGACACAAGAGCAUGAUAUCCGAGACAAGCUUGAACAGGAAGCGUACGAAUUUGCUGAAUUUAUAGCUGAAUCCGAACUGUACUUGCUAUCGAAAAA
This is a messenger RNA of Cylicocyclus nassatus, 8760 nucleotides long. The record is from the annotation of a GenBank genome assembly. NCBI's taxonomy places the organism in Eukaryota, Metazoa, Nematoda, Chromadorea, Rhabditida, Strongylidae.